Brenthis ino (lesser marbled fritillary) is the source of this 978-nucleotide messenger RNA. The record is from the annotation of a GenBank genome assembly. NCBI's taxonomy places the organism in Eukaryota, Metazoa, Arthropoda, Insecta, Lepidoptera, Nymphalidae.
AUGCUACCAAUUUAUAAAGUAGUGUGGCAUCAGAAUCUACAAAGCUAUCCUUUGACACGACUUUUGAACUGCGAAGUGUCAGUCACGUACCGACGGGGGCUACCAGUUAUAACUGUACCACUGCCGUCGCGACGCGAACGCUGUCGGUUUACCUUGCGUCCAGUGUCGCAAACCGUCGGCGACCUGCUCGAACAGGUGAAGGCUGAAGACCGCGGCGUAGAGCGUGCAGUGGCUCUAGCGGCGGACGAACGCGUGCGGAUUGCGGCCAGUGACACGGUCGAGUCGCUACUCGAAAAUGAUUUCCGACUGCUCAUCAAUGAUACUGAAUAUUACGUUAAGAGUCCACCGCAGGAACGUUUAAGCACUGAAGAGAUCACCCGUUUAAGCGACGUACGCAACUUGGUCAACCAGCUGUACGAAGCAUUGAACGUUAGGGAGCAUCAGAUACGCAAGGAGCGUGAACUGAGAGCACAAUUGGAGAAGCUUUCCACUGAACUGCAGCCACUUGAAGAGAAACGUAUAGCCCUCGAGGCUGAAACUACUCGUCGUACAUCCGCCCUUACUUGGAUCGGCCUAGGUCUAAUGGGCGUGCAGUUCGGGGUACUCGCCAGGCUCACUUGGUGGGAGUACUCUUGGGAUAUCAUGGAGCCUGUCACGUACUUUGUUACUUAUGGCACUGCUAUGGCUGCGUAUGCAUACUUUGUGCUUACUAAACAGGAAUAUAUACUGCCAGAUGUAAAGGAUAGGCAACAUUUAAUCAUGUUACACAAGAAGGCGAAAAAGAUUGGGCUCGACAUCAAUCAGUACAAUAAUUUAAAAGACGAGGUAGACAAAUUACAAAAAGACUUGGCCCGCCUUCGCGAUCCACUGCACAUACACUUGCCACCUAACAUCAAUAAAAUCGACGACGUUAAACGCUCACCCUUGACCAAAAUUAAGGACAUGCUAGAGGAGACUACCAAAAAGAUGAAAAUAACG